This is a messenger RNA of Symbiodinium sp. CCMP2592, 2361 nucleotides long. The record is from the annotation of a GenBank genome assembly. NCBI's taxonomy places the organism in Eukaryota, Dinophyceae, Suessiales, Symbiodiniaceae.
AUGGCUGGAGCACCUCCAGCAUUGGUGCCCCCUCCUCCAGCAGCCCUUCCGCCCAACUUCAACGCUCUUCUGGCACAGCAGCAGCAGCAGCAGAGCCAGGCCGCUGGUCUGGCAGCUGUGCUUGGGCGCGCGGCACCAGGGGCCCCGGGUGGCUUGGCAUUUCCAGGCGGUCCGCCGCCACCAGGCCUCACCGCACCGGGGCUUGCGGGACUGGGUCUGCCGCCCGUCUCCGGUCUGCCUCCGCCCCCACCAGGCUUAGGUCUUCCAGGGCUUGGAGGCUUGCCAGAUCUGACUCAGCCUCCGCCGGGUCUAGGUCUUGCACCCCAGGCACCGCCUGGUCCCGCUCCUCCGCAGCUAGCCGUGGCUGGAGUGCCCCCUGCGCCUCCUGGCAUGAGCCCAGCUGCGCACGCCGCCGCGGCAGCGCAGGCGGCAAUCCAAACAGCACAAGUGAAGGCUGUCGCGGAGCAGGAGCAUCAGAAGGCGGCGCAGGCGGCACUUCAGGCGCAGGCUGCCAUCGAUGCCCAGGCAGCCCUGGACGCACACACAGCUGCCAGCCUCGCUGAGCUUCAGGCGCAAGCGCAGGCGCAUGCGCAGGCGCAGGUGCAGGCGCAAGCACAGGCGCAGGCACAGGCCCAAGCGCAAGCUCAAGCGCAAGUUCAAGCCCAGGGACAGCUGUCCCAAGCACCGCCCCCACCCGUUGGCUUUGGCCAGGACCAGGGCGGCCAAGCGCUGGUGCAGGCCCAUACCGCCAGCUUAGCCGAGCUUCAAGCGCAGGCGCAGGCCCACGCCCAGGCUCAGGUCCAUGCAGCUGAAGCCGCUGCGCGGUUCGCCCAGGAGCAGGCUCAAGCCGUCGCCGAGGCUCAGCAGCGUGCCGUGGUGCAGGCCCAAGCGCAGGCUGCCGCCGAACAAGCGAGGCUGCAGCAGCAGCAACAACAGCAGCAAAGAGAGCAGGCUAUUGCUCAGGCGAAACAACGCCGCGAGGAGAAGCUGAAGGAAGCGCAGAUGGAGAAGGAAGCGGAAGAGAAGCUGAGGUGUCAUCUUCACAAGAAGCCAAACUCGAAGUGCAAGUUCUGCAAGCGUCACCAGGACCAUGUGGCUGAGCGCGACGAGAGGAAGGCUGCAGCAGCCAAGGGAGCUGAGAAGGACAAACGGCUCGAUUUUAGCAACAUCCCACGCGGUGCCUUGGAGAUUGUCAGCACCAAGACUUACGGCUUCAGCCCACUGUUGCAAACGCACGUCGUGGAGUCCGCUCACUUCAAGGCCCUCCUUUCGUUGGAGUCGUUUGACCAAAUGAUCGAGGAGAUGAACCAGUUUGCGGACAACAUCGAACCGUAUAUGCCAAACAGCAACACGACGCCGUCAGCGCUUUUCUGCUGUCUCUACCGGCUCUUCACGAUGGGAAUUGAUAGCCGUCAGCUGAGGAGGCUCAUGGACAAUCCGGACAAUGCCUACAUCCGAUGUGUAGGUUUCCUUUUCGUUCGGUUCGGGCUGGCACCCGAUUCGCUCUGGAAUUGGCUGGGCGAGUACGUCCUGGACGACGAAGAGCUCCGUCCUGCGAAGGACUCAGAGUGGCGAACGACCAUCGGGGAAUUCGUGGAAGGUCUCCUGAGCCAAGACAAGUACUACUCCACGGUUUUGCCGCGGCUGCCCAUGUCCACGAAGAGGCAGCUUGAGGCGAAGCUGGCGCCCAUCCCGCAGAGCCGAAAGCGCGCCAAGUCGAACUUGGCCUUCCUCGAGGUGUACCGAGAACAGGGCGUCAAGGUGGAGGUGAGCUACGAAGGUGACUGGGUGACCGCCACUACGCUGGAGCUGAUUGAGGACAUACCCUCGCGGCUAAAAGUCUUGGUGAAGAUGGAACAUGACGAUAGCGAAAAGGUGUUCAGCCUAGGCCGGAUCAUUCUGUCAGACACAAGAUAUAAGGGAACCGUCGGCAGAAUGCCUCGGGGUCGUUCCCGGAGUCGUUCGCGAGACGGUGUAGAUUGGGCGCGGGAGAAGGGAAAGACAGACAAAGAGCUGGUAGAAGAGAUGCGCAAAGCAGACAGGGAAAAGGCAGUCUGCUCUUCCGGGAAGGAGUACGCGAGGAAACCGGUGGGCUACAAAGCGGCCUGUGCCCUGCCGCGAGAGCAAGGUGCAGCCAGCCAUCGGUUAAUGGAAGAGGAGACGUUUGUGCCCAUGAAGCAGGUUAGAAGGCGAAGUCCGUCGCCAAGCAAGGCGGAGCAGGACUUCCGUCGCAAUGCGCCGUCGGCUGAACAUCAGGCGCGCAUGCAGCAGCUGUUUGAGAAGUAUGGCAUGGCGAAGGGCUCAGAGGCCGGCAGGUCCGGCCAGGACAUCGACGGCCCGGAGAUGAUGCGCUUCGGUUAA